Schistocerca gregaria is the source of this 1013-nucleotide messenger RNA. It is a transcript of the gene Pex2, whose product is annotated as peroxisome biogenesis factor 2. The record is from RefSeq and is a predicted model, not a curated record. Bases 178 to 945 code for a protein of 255 amino acids. The transcript has 6 exons. Gene Ontology annotation, biological process: protein import into peroxisome matrix. NCBI's taxonomy places the organism in Eukaryota, Metazoa, Arthropoda, Insecta, Orthoptera, Acrididae. Gene Ontology annotation, cellular component: peroxisomal membrane. Gene Ontology annotation, molecular function: zinc ion binding.
ACGGCAGAAGUUAGUUGUGGCGGCACCUACCAACAUUUUUCAGAACUUCCGCUUGCUUUGCACUUGAUUCUAAGCCGCAGGCGGUUUUUUGGAUUACAAAAAGCGGAAAAAAAUGCGGCUUAGAUUCGAGUAAAUACGUUGGAUGCUGUGGAUCUUGACAAAGAAAUUGCAGCAGUAAUGAAAAAUCAGAUCUUGACAGUGACAAAGUUUAUGAAGGUUGGAUUCCUUGGCCGAUGGGAACCAGAAAUUGAGGCCGCUCUUAGCUACAUAAUUUGGAAGCUAUCUGUUGAGAAGAAUCACACUACUUUUGGUAUGCAAUUAUUGGGAACAAGAUUUGCUGGUCAACCUAACAGACAGCGAUUGGUAAUGUUGGCCGUAUUGACUAUUGGCUCACGUUACUUCAAGCAUCGCUGGCCAGAUAUUUCCAGGCAAUGGAAAUUGGGACUUCAGGCUCAACGAGCAGUAGACUGGAUAGAGACAACAGUGUUGAUUCUGCAAUUCUUAAACUUACUGCUUUUCCUACACCAAGGUCGCUAUCCGACACUCACUUCACGCCUGCUGGGCCUUCAUGUUGAACCUGUUAGGGUGACUCGCAGGGUUGGAUACUCUUUCAUGGUCCGUGAGCUGCUGUGGCAUUCUUUUAGUGAGAUUUUAAACCUUGCACUGCCACUUAUUAACACUAUUACGAUACGACGAUGGUUUAACUGGCUAAGAAGAAGUCGGGGUACAAGUGGAAGAUAUCAACAGCCAAUUGUCAACCCUGUUUUUACAACAACAACACGGUGUGCUGUUUGUAAUGAGCCUCCUAUUCAGCCACAAUGUAUUGGGUGCACUCACGUUUUCUGCUACUACUGUGUGCAGGCUAAUGUGCUUGCAGACCCACAGUUUGAGUGUCCACUCUGCGGUUUUUGUAGUGAUGGUACUGUCAGAAAUGUUCCACAGUAAUUGUGAUACACACCAUAAAAUGUACAAAAAUGGAAAUAUUUUCCAAUAAAGCUUUUUCAUGUAUUGUA